AUGCUUCUUUCACAUUUUAAUUCUUAUUUUUCUUUCUCUAUUUCUCUCUUUCUUUCUUUCUUUUAUAUCCAUUCUUCUUUUUUCUUCUUUUCCAUUUUCUUCUUCCUCUUUUUCUUCUUACACGUCCUUUCUUUCGUUUAUAUACCUUUUCUUUUUCUUCUCUUUCAUUUUCUUGUUGUUGUUGUUCUUGUUCUUCUUUUCUUCUUCUUCUUCUUCUUCUUCUUCUUCUUCUUCUUCUUCUUUCUACACUCUCUUUUAUCCCUUCUUCUUUUUCUUAUUUUUCUUCUUCCUCCUACACUUUCUUUCUUUCUUUCUUUCUUUCUUUCUUUCUUUCUUUCUUUCUUGUUGUUGUUGUUGUUGUUCUUUUUUUAUUCUUCGUUUUACACUUUCUUUCUCUUCUAUCCUUUCUUCUUUUUCUUCUUCUUCCUACACUUUCUUUCUUUCGUUCUUUCUUUCCUUCUUUCGUUUUUUCUUUCUUUCUUUUUUCUUCCUUCAUCUCUUUAUAGUCCUACUACAGACGUCGCUCCAAAAGGAAUUACUCCUAUUUAA
Molecule: messenger RNA, 549 nt
Organism: Acanthosepion pharaonis
Lineage: Eukaryota; Metazoa; Mollusca; Cephalopoda; Sepiida; Sepiidae
Source: the annotation of a GenBank genome assembly